AGUUGCGCUGACAGUGAAAACAUUCACUCAAUUGUACAUUAGCAGCAGGGCUGCUGACACACUACCACACUACACAACUAAAUAAAGAUCCGCCAGCUUUUUUUCUUCUUGAUGUUGGUCACAGGCUAAAGAGAGAGGGGGGAAAGACAGAAAUUCUCUCAGGUGAUCCACCAUUCAUGAAAUAAUCUUGGCUUUACCCGCGUUUUGAGUUUCACCACUUCCCCACAGUGGGACUCCAGGUGCCUAACCUCCCUCCUGCCAGUUCUGCAUGGUCAUGAACUGUCAUCACGCCCCUUCCACAGCCCACCUCAUCCUAUUGGUCCUGCUCAUUGUCACUCCACAUCUGGCUGGCACCGCCCCUGCGUGGGGUGAGGGAAGAGAGGGAGGGAUGGAGGGGCGCACCCGGACAGACCUUAAGAAGGACAACCUCGCCCCCUUUCUCUUACCCCCACCCCAGAGUCUCUCCAGCCCUGACAAUGUGUCGCUAGACCGUGGCCGGGGCCUGGGUCAAGAUAACCAAUCAGAUAAAUUGAUGGACCCUGCGCAGGUGCUUGCUGUUCUUCUGGAGGCCCUGGACCACCCAGGGGAGAGUGAAAUCCAGGCGAGCAGAGACAGAGACUGGGAAGAGGAUCAGAGUCAAGAGCUGCCCUCCAUUGAAGGCCUGGAGGGUGGUGAGAUAAGCAGAACAGGGGGAGAGAGGGGGGUGGAGGAGGAGGGGCGAGUGGCUGAUAAGGCUAUUGAACAGUUAAUUGUAAGCCAUUUGACAGCUGCUCAGAGUGACAACUUAAAGGAAAGGGAUGAGGAGGAUAAAAACACAAGGUCAGAGCAGGAUCAAGGGUGGUCCAUGGAGGAUGUGGAAGCUGAUAGUGUAAAUGAGGAAGAAGGGAAAGAAGAUGAGGGGCAGGAGGAGGAAAAUUAUUUAGAAAGUUUCUUAAACAAGGCCAGACUAAGUACCGCCUCACAGGGAGAUGAUCCUUCUCUGCAGCGCAAAAUAAGAGGCUACUUCCAAAACAUUGACUUGGGUCUCCAAGAUAAUGAGAUCCUGCCUCCUCUAAAGGGCUACAAAGCAUACAACACUCAGCUAGCACGAGCCGGAAAAAAGCUGCACUGGGAGGAGAACCAGUCCCAUAACCGACCCACCAAGGGGGGCAACUUCAUGGAUGACUUUGAGGAUGAGGCAGAGGAGCUGGAGGAGGAGGUUGAAGAAGAAGAGGAGAGCCUCUCCCACAUGGAAGAGGAGGCGAGAGCACGCGCAGAGAAACAGGAGGUGCUCCGGCAGCAGGAGGAGGCGGAGCGAGCUAGAGAGGAGGAGCAGAGGCUGGCAGACAUCGCCUCUGACAUGCUGCUGCAGUACAUGGGGAGGAAGCAGCAGUCCUACAUGAAGCCCCGGCAGAAAAGCAGCAUGGGGGCCGCUAGCAACACCGCCGAGGACAAGCGUUCCGAGGAGGUCAUCGCUGAUGAAGACGACCUGGACCAGCAAAUGAUCGACAGGCUGAUUGAGAUCAGCAGCAAGCUGCAUCUGCCUGCUGACGAUGUGAUUGAGAUUAUCAGUGAUGUGGAGGAGAAGAAGAAGAAAAGGAAAGAGUUGCAACAGCUGCCCACCAACAGCAACCCUGUCGCCCCGCGCUUCAGACCUCUGGUACCUCCUCCUCUGGCUGCUCCGCCUAUUUACCACUACACUGCCUCAAAAAACCCCAAGAAAGCCCCUUAUAGGUUCAACAAGUCCAACAAGAAAUGGCACAAGGACAAAGUCAAGUCGUACAAGCAGGACUAUUGGUAUAAGCCUCAGAAGCAGCUUGACUACUGGUAUAAACCCCAGAAACAGUUUUUAGCCUUUCCCUCUUAUCCAUACUACCAGAAGCCAUAUCGAGCAUACUACCCUGUUUAUUUCCCAUAUCCCAAACCACAAUAUUAUGGCAAGCCCUCCCCUUCCAGAGACCAGCCAUUUGGCCCCCAGGAACUUGACUUCCAGACCCCAAGGCGCAGGCACAGGGCUGGGGGUAAGAAUCGUGGGCAGGGCUGGAGGCAGCAGCCAGCGCAACGCCUGCCUCUUACCCCUUAUAUCUCUAACUAUAUCCUUCCUCAUCCACGGACCUACCAACCCUUACCUCCGCCCAAACCAAUAACCACGCCCACUAGAGGCAGGCGACCCCCGUACUACUAUCAACAAGUCACACCGGGAGAUGAUUAUGAGGAAGAUGGGCUGGUGCCUCAGCUGGACAGUGAGGAGGAACUGGAAAACUUUAUUGAGAGGAUCUACAUGAAACGCAGAAUGUACUGAGAGACUUUUUGGACAUUUGUCAGAUCAGAGAGACUGAUAGAGGGGGGGAUAGAUUUACAGUAGCUGGAGAAGAGCUAAAAGAGAAGUGAAAAAAAAGACAGUGUUGAGCCUGAUGGAAAUUUAAGGGCCAAGAAGUAAAAAAGUAAGACUUAUAUAGUUUUUGUUUCAACCACUGUAUUCCUUGUUGAUUUUCUCGGUCAGGGAGAGGAUGAAGGGGUUCCAGUUUAGGCUCCCUGUAACCAUGUUCAGCCUCUUGCUCAGUUUACAUAUUGAAACAGAACAUACCAUGGUGUAUGUCUGCCUCCAUUCAGGUCAAUCUCUGAUGCUCUUGCAUUAUUCAGAGUCUUCUAGAGGACACACAGACACACACACACACAGACGUUUGACACGUUCACAAGAUGUGCCCAUUGUAAGAAGACCAUGUUUACAACAUCACUUAGUAUCUUUUGUUUUAUAUUCUGUAUGUCAUAAUACAAAACUAAAUAGUUCAAUGAAUUCUUAGCUACACAAAUAUAAAAAAAACUGCUAUGGUCAAAUGUUCAAUGACAGUAUAUUUUUGUUGGAUUUGAUGUGUGUAGUUGCCUUUCUUAUUCUCAAUUGGAUCAACUUUAAACAGCUGCAAUUUGCAAAGUUGCCAAAUACACACAUUUCAGUUUUUCAAACACAAGAUUUAGAUUUUUUGCCUUACAAGCAGCAUGGUUCUAUAAGGGAAAUAUCAUAUUGCAUAAUAUUAUCAUCACAACCGGUCCCAAUGUAGAAACCCUGUGGACUCCAAAAGCACAAACUUAAACACUAAACACUUCCAACCUGGUGGACGAAGGGUUUUCAAUCAUUUUGGGAUCCAGAGGUUAUUGUGUCAACAUAUUUAUGGCAGAUCCAUCACCGCCACCAUGCAGCACUUUCUUGACCUUUUAGGACCUAGUCCUGCAUAUUUUCAAUCAUCUCCAAUUCAUGUCUUUACACAUUCUUUUACCAUUUCUUUUUUACACAACCCAUAAUCUCUAUUUUUCUCUUUCUUUCCAAAAAAAAAAAUACUUGAAAUCACAAAUCUGUUCUGCAGCCUUUUAAAACAGAUUUCCACAAAGAGGCUACAAACAUUUUGUUCAUUUACAGAAGAAAUUCAUUGAAAAGUUUCAGGCUGGGGAGUCAGGGAUUGUUCUUAAAGCGUUAAAUGCACGUCUUUCUACUUGCAUCUUAAAAAAUGAACCAAAAAAAAGAACAAAAAAAGAGAAAAAAUAAAACAGUAUGGGGAAUUCAAGAUGGUUGUUUUCUCUGAAUAAACUGUGAACAUAAAAAAGAAAUCUCAAAGGAGGAGGGCCACUGUGUCCACAGUGAAGCCAUCUGUCUUGUAAAAGGAGAGUGUUGUUGUUGAUGUCACCUUUAGCAUUGUAAGAUGUACAGUGUGAAAUAAAUAUGCCCGUGCAAUGUGUAAAUAACAGCAUGAUGAUUACUAGUUUUGCUAUAUGAUAAAAAAUAAAAGCAAUUAUUUUAUUAAA
This is a messenger RNA of Etheostoma cragini (Arkansas darter), 3777 nucleotides long. RefSeq names its product stress response protein NST1. The transcript is spliced from 2 exons. The record is from RefSeq and is a predicted model, not a curated record. Lineage: Eukaryota; Metazoa; Chordata; Actinopteri; Perciformes; Percidae. Gene Ontology annotation, molecular function: neuropeptide hormone activity. Bases 269 to 2281 code for a protein of 670 amino acids.